GCGGCGGCGGGCGAGCGGAGCAUGGAUUGGGGCACGGAGCUGUGGGAUCAGUUCGAUGUGCUGGAGAGGCACACGCAGUGGGGCCUGGAUCUCUUGGACCGGUACGUGAAGUUCGUGAAGGAGCGCACCGAAGUGGAACAGACUUACGCCAAGCAGCUGCGGAGCCUGGUGAAAAAGUAUCUACCCAAGAGACCCGCGAAAGAUGACCCAGAAUCCAAGUUUAGCCAGCAACAGUCAUUUGUCCAAAUACUCCAAGAAGUGAAUGACUUUGCGGGUCAGCGGGAGCUGGUCGCGGAGAAUUUGAGUGUCCGGGUUUGCCUGGAGCUGGCCAAGUACUCGCAGGAAAUGAAACAGGAGAGGAAGAUGCACUUCCAAGAAGGUCGUCGGGCACAGCAGCAGCUGGAAAAUGGCUUAAAGCAGCUGGAAAAUAGCAAACGUAAAUUUGAGCGAGACUGCAGAGAGGCCGAGAGAGCAGCCCAAACAGCUGAAAGACUAGACCAGGACAUCAACGCCACCAAGGCCGACGUGGAGAAGGCCAAGCAUCAAGCCCAUUUACGGAGCCACAUGGCAGAAGAAAGCAAAAACGAGUAUGCCGCCCAGUUACAGCGCUUCAACCGGGACCAGGCCCACUUUUAUUUCUCCCAGAUGCCCCAAAUAUUCGACAAGCUGCAGGACAUGGACGAACGCCGGACCGCCCACCUGGGCACAGGCUAUGGGCUCUUGUCCGAAGCUGAGCUGCAAGUGGUGCCCAUCAUUGCCAAGUGUUUGGAGGGCAUGAAAGUGGCGGCUGAAGCUGUGGAUGCCAAGAACGACUCCCAGGUCCUCGUGGAGCUGCACAAAUCCGGUUUUGCCCGCCCUGGCGAUGUGGAAUUCGAAGAUUUCAGCCAACGCAUGAACCGUGCCGCCUCCGACAGCAGCCUGGGUGCCCCUUCGGAUGGGCGCACCCCGGCACGCAGCCGUGCCAAGCUCUGGCCCUUCAGCAAGAAGAACAAGCUGUGCCCCCCAUCCCUCUCCCCCCGGGGGGCUCCCCUGCCCUCGGUGUCACCUAACGGACCCCCAUCCCCCCGCUCCGGCCUCGACCCCUUGGCCAUACUGAAUGAGAUCAGUAAGUCGGUCAAACCCCGGCUAGCAUCCUUCCGCAGCUUUCGAGGAGGCCGUGGGACCGUGGCCACAGAGGAUUUUAGCCAUUUGCCCCCCGAGCAGCAGAGGAAGCGUCUUCAGCAACAGCUGGAGGAACGAAACCGGGAGCUGCAGAAGGAGGUGGACCAGAGGGAAGCCCUAAAGAAAAUGAAGGAUGUCUAUGAAAAGACACCCCAGAUGGGGGACCCUGCCAGCUUGGAGCCUCGGAUUGCAGAAACCUUGAGCAACAUCGAGAGGCUCAAACAGGACGUGCAGAAAUAUGAGGCGUGGCUGGCAGAAGCCGAAACCCGGGUGCUGAGCAACCGGGGGGACAGUCUGAGCCGUCACCCUCGGCCCCCUGACCCCCCGGCCAGUGCCCCCCCUGACAGCAGCAGCAACAGCAGCACCAAUAGUGGGUCCCAGAACAAUAAGGAGAGCUCCGAAGAGCCCCCCUCAGAGGAAGGCCCAGACACCCCCAUCUACACAGAGUUUGAUGAGGACUUCGAAGAGGAGCCGGGCACCCCUAUAGGUCACUGUGUGGCCAUUUACCACUUCGAAGGGUCCAGUGAGGGCACCGUCUCCAUGACCGAGGGCGAAGAUCUCAGCUUAAUGGAAGAAGACAAAGGGGACGGCUGGACCCGAGUGCGGCGGAAACAGGGGGCAGAGGGCUACGUGCCCACCUCCUAUCUCCGGGUCACGCUUAACUGAACCCCUCCCUGGGGUGCCAGGGGGAGGGCGCGGUGGCUGCUGCUUCUGGGCCACGGGGCGCCCCACGACCUAAGCACUUUAUUUCCGCUCCCUCCCCGCCACCCCCCACCGUGGCUUCGACUGAGUUCUGUAUAUCCUGCUGCCCCCCAGAUCCCACCACACCCCAGUUCGACCCGCUGUGCCUUCCAACCACCGAUGUACAUACUCAUGUCUGAUUUUUUUUCUUCCUGCCUUUUGGCCAGGGCCGUUGUGUUUUAUAUAUAAAAGAGAAAAAUUAUAUAAA
This is a messenger RNA of Suncus etruscus (white-toothed pygmy shrew), 2110 nucleotides long. It is a transcript of the gene TRIP10, whose product is annotated as thyroid hormone receptor interactor 10. The record is from RefSeq and is a predicted model, not a curated record. Gene Ontology annotation, biological process: signal transduction. The transcript has 15 exons. Gene Ontology annotation, molecular function: protein binding. Bases 22 to 1827 code for a protein of 601 amino acids. Lineage: Eukaryota; Metazoa; Chordata; Mammalia; Eulipotyphla; Soricidae.